Boleophthalmus pectinirostris (great blue-spotted mudskipper) is the source of this 1026-nucleotide messenger RNA. Its product is annotated as coiled-coil domain-containing protein 106-like. Gene Ontology annotation, cellular component: nucleoplasm. The record is from RefSeq and is a predicted model, not a curated record. The transcript is spliced from 4 exons. NCBI's taxonomy places the organism in Eukaryota, Metazoa, Chordata, Actinopteri, Gobiiformes, Gobiidae. The coding region runs from base 172 to 930 and encodes 252 amino acids.
UUAAGUGUGAUUUUAUAAUGGAAAGAAACAUUAGUGUUGAUGACGUCAUCAGCCGCAGACCCGCUUGCCCUUCACUUUGCGGGCUAGCUCAGUUGAGUAGCGCAUGUUCAACGCAUGGUCUAACGCAGAGUCCAACUUUCUGCUAUACGUGUAUGGUUAAACGUGAAAGAAAUGGCUUGUUGCAAACGAAGGCUUAGAAGCACAACACUUAACAAAGAGAUGGAGAUCCAGGAAAAUGACGCUUCCAGCGGUGUCCCCAUUGCUCCAACAGCAUCAUUAAGAAACCAAAGAAAAUUGGAAGAAAUUAAAAUGUUAGAAAUGAAACUGGAAUUUCAAAAUGAAAAAAUAAAGGAGUUGAGGGAGGACAACAUUUUUUUAAAAGAACAACUGGCAGCAGCCCUCAAGAAAACAGACCCUGGCCCCAGCUCCAGUAGCUACAGUCUGGUUUCAAGUGACACUUCUAACAUAGAAAGAGACAGUGUAGAGGCAACAUCAUCCAAUGAUACAUCAUCCAAUGAUAUAUCACCCAAUGAUACAUCAUCUGAUGAAAAAAAGAAAAACAAAAGGAUAAAGAAGAGAAAAGACAGGACACUGGCACUGAAAUAUUGCCAGAGAGCUCAAGAUCCAAAACAAGUGGUGGCCAGGUACAAGAAAAUUUUGAAGAUCUUCAAGCGAAGUGGCACAAUGAGUCAAGCCUUCAAAAAGUAUGGGGUGGACCGCAAUACAGUUAUAAUUACAUCUCCAAUUGCCGAAUUGUACGUAGUUGCCCCAGAAAAAUACAAAGAAAUUAUGCAGACUUACAGUAAAGCUAUGAAGCUGUCAGUGUUUGCAGCCCAAUGUGCAUUGGCUAUUUCUGAAGACGCUGACAUAGAGCAAAAGAUCCAAACUCUAAAAGAUUCAAGGAAGCUAAUUCCUUUUAAAACUAAAUAAAUAAAUGUAUGAAUGCUUAAGAAAUGUGAAUUGUGUGAAGUUUUAUAAAUGUGCAUUAUGUUAAGGUCAUCUGUAAAGUUCUCUUGCCCAUACAUG